GAGAACCAACUGAGACACUGCAGAAAAGACUUCAGCCAGGCCCAGCACCACGGUGAGCAAUCAGAAAGGGACUCCCAAUAUUUAAGGAAAUAUUUCUCCAAGGGUGACCCAUGGACCACCUGGAUCAGAAUCCCAUGGCGGGACUUGUUUAAAAUGCACGUUCCUGGACUUCUUGCCCAGAAAAUGGGAUUCUUCAGGUCUGGGAUGGCGGCUAGGAGUAUGCAUUUUAAACCAGUCUCUGCCUCCCAAUUCUACUGGGAGUUAGUCUGAGAAGCACUAUGCUUUUCCCACCUCUACAGUCCAGGUCCUGGAAAGAGACUAAGUUUCCGGUAGGCUGGGAAGAGCAGAAAACAGGUGCAGGGAUGGUGCAAGGGAUGCCUCUGAGCGCCCUUCGGGGGCCCCCCUCCAGGGAUGAGCAGAACCCGGGCUACCCCACCCCGUACCCUUCAGUGGGUCUUGGUGGUGCCUCUAGCUGCCCCCGACGUGAGGACCGACGCCCUCCGGGCCAGGCGACACGGGGAGGGGCGACAGGGCCUCUGGGGAGCAGAAAGGAAAGUGAAACCUCCUGCCCAGCCUUUCGCUUUCGCCGCCUCCACUCGCCGUCCAGGUGGCCCCCGCGAUCCCCUGUCGCGCUGGGUCUGGCCGCCGCGCUCCCCAGACCUGGUCCCCGGAGCACUGUGUCCCCGAUGGCCGGCGACCAAUGGCGGAGGGACGAAGGGAGGGUCCCCGACAGCAGGCGACUCAUGGCGGGGGCCGGGGGUCCCCUGCGUCUCCGGGACUGGCUGGUGGCGCAGAUCGAGAGCGGGCGCUACGCUGGGCUGCGCUGGGAAGACGCGGGCAAGACCCUCUUCCGCAUCCCCUGGAAGCACGCAGCCAAGCAGGGCUACCAGGCGCAGCAGGACGCAGCGCUCUUCAGGGGUACCAGGCUCAGGAUCCUGCUCACCCCUGGGGCCCCUUGCCUUCUGAGGACUUCAGCAACCCCGAUUUUUGGCUGCACGUGCGACUCUUCUAUGGCGCGGAGCUGGUGCGCGAAGCCACAGCGCGCGCGGCCGAGGGCUGCAGCCUGAGUCCGCGCGCAGCCGCCGCUGCCGCCGAGCUCCUGCUGGGGUCGCCGCCGCGCGUCGCGCAGGUUCGUUUCCCGGAGCCGCCGCCCGGCGCCCGCGUCCUGCGGCGCCUGCUGCCCCACCUGGAGCGCGGAGUGCUGCUCUGGGUGGCGCCCGAGGGCGUCUUCGCCAAGCGCCUGUGCCAGGGCCGUGUGUACUGGCGCGGCCCGCUCGCCCCGCACCGCGCGCGGCCCAACAAACUGGAGCGAGAGCGCACCUGCCAGCUCCUCGACACGCGCAGCUUCCUCGCGGAACUGAGAGCCCACCUGCAUCAUGGUCGCCAGGAGCCCGAGUACCAGAUCCGGCUGUGCUUUGGCGAGGAGUACCCGGGGCCCCCGGACCAGCCUGAGGAGCGUCUCAUUAUGGCCCAUGUGGAGCCAGUCUUCGCGCGGGAGCUCCUCCUACACUCGAAGCUCCACGGCCAGGUGCCUCGGUGGCGCGUUCCCAGCCUCGCAUCCCCGACAGCGUCACUCACCUGCUGACACAGCUGAGUCAGCCCUGAGCGGUUGUUUCCCCCUCCCGUACCCUCUACAGCAGUCCCCACAGGGUGCAGAUCCCACCCCAGCCCUGCCCUAGCUGAGCCAGGGGACUUUAAGUCUCGCCUCACUCAUCGCCCAGGUAGGUUGAGACAGCGGAAGCCAGUCACGGCCUUCAACCUCUCAGCCAAUGAGAUGGAGCCCCGGGAACCCAGGAAGGAGGCGCGUAAGCGGACAGCCGGGCAGCUGGGCCUGGGGCGUCAGGCUUGGGAGCUAAACUCGACCUUGAGGUUCCAGAAAUAGCAAUUAGGUCAGAAACAAGACUUCAUCUUUUUGUGAAGAGCCGGACAAGCCCAUAGCGGUUUACCUAAAGCAGACCUUACCUGCAAUUGAUCCAUUAUAAGGUUUGCUUAAAGCUGAGUUUACUGGGAGUUCCCUGGUGGUUAGGACUCUGUGCUUCCACUGCUGGGGGCCCAGGUUCGAGGGAUCCCUCGUGGGGGAACUAAGAUCCCACAAGCCGCCAGGUGCAGCCAAAAAGAAAAGGGGCUGAGUUUACCAAUAAGAUCCUCCGCAUAGAUUAGACUGAAGCCCAACCAGUAACAGAAUUGCCCCACCUCUGAGGGGCUAUGAGUUUCCAGACCCUCCUUUCACCUGCCACAAGUCUCUCUUCUUUUGGGGUGGGUGGGGAUUGUGAGGGGAGGGGGUCCCAAAACAGAGGACUUAGCCUGAACCUGGGGCUUUAAAUGCUAACCACUGAACCACCGCCAGUAGAUACUGUCUUUGGAGAAACUGAGGCAGGCCUAGGACAGAAGCCAAAGUGGGAGCCAGGAGUCCAGCCCCUGCCCAAGCCCCCCCAAUCUUUGCAAACUGUAAGUUGUAGGGAGUCCUUGAGAAUUGGGAGGGAGCCCUCUCCACCAUGAAAGCAGUGACCCUGCCUUGUCAGUAAAGUCACUGUUUUCUACCCCAGAUAUCAGACCUUUUACCUUUUCUGAUUUCUGACUUUAUUUAUAGGAAUUCUCUUACAGAUGGCAACAUAAUAAAUCUUUUAGUGGUACACUAAUAAGCCACUUUUAUGGGGGGAAACCUGUAUGAUUCAAUAAAGGGCAGAAUCAGUCUUAAAAUUCA
Aethalodelphis obliquidens (Pacific white-sided dolphin) is the source of this 2704-nucleotide messenger RNA. RefSeq names its product interferon regulatory factor 4-like. The transcript has 5 exons. Gene Ontology annotation, molecular function: DNA-binding transcription factor activity, RNA polymerase II-specific; RNA polymerase II cis-regulatory region sequence-specific DNA binding; protein binding. The record is from RefSeq and is a predicted model, not a curated record. Gene Ontology annotation, cellular component: nucleus. NCBI's taxonomy places the organism in Eukaryota, Metazoa, Chordata, Mammalia, Artiodactyla, Delphinidae. Gene Ontology annotation, biological process: regulation of transcription by RNA polymerase II; immune system process. The coding region runs from base 701 to 1585 and encodes 294 amino acids.